GUCAGGCACGGGAAACUUCAGCCCACAAAUCGCGCAUGCACAAUACUAACCCUUAACACAGCUUAACCUACCCUUCGCGCAGGCGCAGACCUUAAUUGGCGUCUUUGUGGGCGGAGCUUCGUGUGGGAUGCAGAGUAUUCUGGGAACGCCGGAGACGGAAAUUACUUCGCCUCACGCUGCGGAUGUUGGAACCGCUGCGCGCCUUUCCGUGUGUGAUUUCUAGAGUUAGGAGCUCGGGAACCGUUUGCCAAUAUGUAUGACGCGGACGAGGAUAUGCAAUAUGAUGAGGAUGAUGAUGAAAUCACACCAGAUUUGUGGCAAGAGGCAUGCUGGAUUGUAAUUAGUUCCUAUUUUGAUGAGAAGGGCUUGGUCAGACAACAGCUGGAUUCUUUUGAUGAGUUUAUUCAGAUGUCUGUUCAAAGAAUUGUGGAAGAUGCUCCACCUAUAGACCUACAAGCCGAAGCUCAGCAUGCUAGUGGAGAAGUUGAAGAACCGCCAAGAUACUUGCUGAAGUUCGAACAAAUUUACCUCUCCAAGCCGACCCAUUGGGAAAGAGAUGGUGCUCCAUCACCGAUGAUGCCAAAUGAGGCCAGAUUAAGAAAUCUCACGUACUCUGCUCCACUUUAUGUUGAUAUAACAAAAACAGUCAUUAAAGAAGGCGAAGAACAACUUCAGACACAGCAUCAGAAAACUUUUAUAGGAAAAAUUCCAAUUAUGUUGCGUUCAACUUACUGCCUAUUGAAUGGCUUAACAGAUCGUGAUCUUUGUGAGUUAAAUGAAUGCCCCUUGGAUCCUGGUGGCUACUUCAUUAUUAAUGGAUCCGAAAAGGUUCUGAUUGCUCAAGAGAAAAUGGCAACAAACACAGUCUAUGUGUUUGCCAAAAAGGAUUCUAAAUAUGCCUACACAGGAGAGUGUAGAUCAUGUCUGGAGAAUUCUUCUCGACCCACCAGUACUAUCUGGGUUAGCAUGCUGGCAAGAGGAGGACAGGGUGCAAAAAAGAGUGCUAUUGGUCAGCGCAUUGUGGCAACCCUACCAUAUAUCAAGCAAGAAGUUCCCAUCAUUAUUGUGUUCAGAGCAUUAGGCUUUGUGUCUGACAGAGAUAUUUUAGAGCAUAUUAUUUAUGAUUUUGAAGAUCCAGAGAUGAUGGAAAUGGUUAAACCUUCUCUCGAUGAAGCUUUUGUCAUUCAAGAACAGAAUGUCGCACUAAAUUUCAUUGGUUCAAGAGGGGCAAAGCCUGGUGUCACCAAAGAGAAAAGGAUUAAAUAUGCGAAGGAAGUAUUACAGAAAGAAAUGCUCCCUCAUGUUGGCGUCAGUGAUUUUUGUGAGACCAAGAAAGCUUAUUUCUUGGGGUACAUGGUUCAUAGGUUGCUGCUAGCAGCUUUGGGUAGAAGAGAAUUAGAUGACAGAGAUCACUAUGGAAACAAAAGAUUGGACCUUGCUGGACCACUACUUGCGUUCUUAUUUAGAGGAAUGUUUAAGAAUUUGCUUAAAGAAGUACGGAUCUAUGCCCAGAAGUUCAUUGAUCGAGGAAAGGAUUUUAACUUGGAGUUGGCAAUUAAAACAAGGAUUAUAUCUGAUGGCCUAAAAUAUUCUUUAGCUACUGGGAACUGGGGUGACCAAAAGAAAGCUCAUCAAGCCAGAGCUGGAGUAUCUCAGGUAUUAAACCGCCUGACUUUUGCAUCUACUCUUUCUCACCUGCGUCGUUUAAAUUCUCCCAUUGGUAGAGAUGGCAAGCUAGCAAAACCAAGACAGUUGCAUAAUACAUUGUGGGGAAUGGUGUGUCCUGCUGAGACCCCAGAGGGCCAUGCUGUAGGACUUGUGAAGAAUUUAGCUCUGAUGGCUUAUAUUUCAGUUGGAUCUCAACCUUCUCCAAUUCUGGAAUUUUUAGAAGAAUGGAGUAUGGAAAAUUUAGAAGAAAUUUCUCCUGCAGCUAUUGCUGAUGCAACCAAGAUUUUUGUUAAUGGCUGCUGGGUUGGAAUACAUAAAGAUCCUGAACAACUUAUGAACACUCUACGGAAAUUGAGGCGUCAGAUGGACAUCAUUGUGUCUGAAGCUUUCCUGUCAAUAGUCCUCUCAAGAACACCUAUUUCCUUUGGAACACAAGAUACUGUUUGGCCUUUGAGGAGACACAGCUCAGUUUAUGUCUUCCUGUUAAGACAAGAGGUUUCUAUGAUCAGAGAUAUUCGAGAGAGGGAGAUUCGGAUCUAUACAGAUGCAGGCCGUAUUUGUAGACCACUUCUGAUUGUGGAAAAACAAAAGCUACUUUUGAAGAAGAGACACAUUGAUCAAUUGAAAGAGAGAGAAUAUAACAAUUACAGUUGGCAGGAUCUUGUGGCCAGUGGGGUAGUAGAAUAUAUUGAUACUCUAGAAGAAGAAACAGUGAUGCUCGCAAUGACCCCAGAUGAUUUACAGGAGAAAGAAGUAGCUUACUGUUCCACAUAUACGCACUGUGAGAUUCAUCCAUCAAUGAUUCUUGGUGUCUGUGCAUCUAUUAUUCCUUUUCCUGAUCAUAACCAGUCCCCUAGAAACACAUACCAGUCUGCUAUGGGUAAGCAGGCUAUGGGGGUUUAUAUUACCAACUUUCAUGUUCGUAUGGAUACAUUGGCCCAUGUUCUCUAUUAUCCUCAAAAACCACUUGUGACUACACGGUCAAUGGAAUACCUACGAUUUAGAGAGCUGCCAGCAGGUAUCAACUCAAUUGUGGCCAUUGCAUCAUACACUGGAUAUAAUCAAGAAGACUCUGUUAUCAUGAAUCGUUCAGCUGUAGACCGAGGCUUUUUCAGGUCUGUUUUCUAUCGAUCAUACAAAGAACAGGAGUCUAAAAAAGGGUUUGAUCAAGAAGAAGUUUUUGAGAAGCCUACACGUGAAACUUGCCAGGGUAUGAGGCAUGCUAUUUAUGACAAGCUGGAUGAUGAUGGUUUGAUAGCUCCUGGGGUUCGUGUAUCAGGAGAUGAUGUUAUUAUAGGCAAAACAGUCACGUUGCCUGAAAAUGAAGAUGAAUUGGAGGGCACUAAUAGACGCUAUACUAAGAGAGACUGUAGCACUUUUCUCAGGACAAGUGAGACGGGCAUUGUGGAUCAGGUUAUGGUAACUCUCAACCAAGAAGGAUAUAAAUUUUGUAAAAUAAGGGUACGCUCUGUUAGAAUUCCACAGAUUGGAGACAAAUUUGCUAGUCGACAUGGUCAAAAGGGUACUUGUGGUAUUCAGUAUAGACAAGAGGAUAUGCCUUUCACCUGUGAAGGUAUCACCCCCGAUAUCAUCAUAAAUCCCCAUGCCAUUCCCUCUCGUAUGACUAUCGGUCACUUGAUUGAAUGUCUUCAAGGGAAGGUAUCAGCAAACAAGGGUGAAAUUGGUGAUGCCACUCCAUUCAAUGAUGCUGUUAAUGUACAGAAGAUUUCUAAUCUUUUAUCUGAUUAUGGCUACCAUCUUAGAGGAAACGAGGUCCUAUACAAUGGAUUCACUGGUCGAAAAAUCACAUCACAAAUUUUUAUUGGCCCCACUUACUACCAGCGUUUGAAGCACAUGGUGGAUGAUAAGAUUCAUUCUCGUGCUCGGGGACCUAUUCAGAUCCUUAAUAGACAGCCCAUGGAGGGUAGAUCUCGUGAUGGCGGCCUGCGUUUUGGAGAAAUGGAACGAGAUUGUCAGAUUGCCCACGGAGCAGCCCAGUUUUUAAGGGAAAGAUUGUUUGAGGCAUCAGAUCCAUAUCAGGUUCAUGUUUGCAAUCUUUGUGGAAUAAUGGCGAUUGCUAACACCAGGACCCAUACAUAUGAAUGCAGGGGCUGCAGAAAUAAAACCCAGAUCUCUUUGGUGCGAAUGCCUUAUGCAUGCAAACUGUUGUUUCAGGAACUCAUGUCUAUGAGUAUUGCACCUCGAAUGAUGAGUGUUUAGCUCUUUUAAAAAUCUUUGUGUCUUGUUUCUAUGCUAUAGCUUUUAAAAAAUUUUUUAAAGAAAAAUACUUUCACUAUGGGAAAAAGCAUUUGUUUUGUUUAUGCAUGCUUUUCUUCUGUAAAUAGACAAAUUUUUGUAGACAGUC
Kogia breviceps (pygmy sperm whale) is the source of this 4033-nucleotide messenger RNA. The record is from RefSeq and is a predicted model, not a curated record. Lineage: Eukaryota; Metazoa; Chordata; Mammalia; Artiodactyla; Physeteridae.